AUGUUCAAACUGUUGUGUUUGUUGGCCUUUUUGGCAUUCGCCGCGGCUGCGCCGGCACCCGUACCCGCGCCCGCGCCAGCACCGGCACCUGGGGCGAUUAUCGGAGCUCCGCUUGUGACAUCCUACAGUGCUCCCAUCGUUUCCGCACCGUUAGCUUACAGCGCAUACAGCCUACCGACUUAUAGCGCGUACUCGGCAUACCCGGCCUUACCGUAUGCGUAUAAGAGUUACGCGACUGGCCUAAUUGUCUAA
This is a messenger RNA of Mycetomoellerius zeteki, 252 nucleotides long. RefSeq names its product neuropeptide-like 3. The coding region runs from base 1 to 252 and encodes 83 amino acids. The transcript is spliced from 2 exons. NCBI's taxonomy places the organism in Eukaryota, Metazoa, Arthropoda, Insecta, Hymenoptera, Formicidae. The record is from RefSeq and is a predicted model, not a curated record.